This is a messenger RNA of Cladophialophora psammophila CBS 110553, 1746 nucleotides long. RefSeq lists its product as uncharacterized. Gene Ontology annotation, biological process: proteolysis. The transcript has a single exon. Gene Ontology annotation, molecular function: metallocarboxypeptidase activity; zinc ion binding. The record is from RefSeq and is a predicted model, not a curated record. Bases 1 to 1746 code for a protein of 581 amino acids. Lineage: Eukaryota; Fungi; Ascomycota; Eurotiomycetes; Chaetothyriales; Herpotrichiellaceae.
AUGGCUCCUUUUCUUCGCUGCCUAUUGAUGAUCUCAACUCUUAUCAUCACCACCAUCUCCGUCCCUACUAGCGAGUCAUUCUCUCAGACCUCCCUCCAAAACAAAGCCAUCUUUCCUCCCCGAGAAAGGCCAGCAGGUUCAUUUCGCAGGCUCCGAGACGCCAUCAUCGAACGAAUAUGGUCUAUCCCAAGCAGAUACUCCUACGAAUCCUCGUCGGUCUCCAAAGCAGCAAGGGCACCGGAAAACUUUCGAGCUCGCUACGGCGGUGAUGUCGUCCUCCGUUUCCAAGUCAAGAGCGAAGAGGAGGCGAAGGCUAUAUCGGAAGCAGCAGAUAUAUUGUAUCUGGAUAUUUGGGAAGCGACGAAUGAAUGGGUCGAUAUUCGAAUAGCAAAAGAAGUGGUCCCUUCGUUUGUUGGCCUUCUGCCAUCGUCUUUACACGAUUCAUACAUUCCAUUGAUGCACGAUCUCGCUCGUGCCGUCUACGAUACAUACCCUGAAUCGCCGUUCGCCGAUGAGAAAACGUCCAGCCUCACAACUCCACAUGACUGGCGGGUCAAGGGAAACACUCCUCACGAUCUAUUCUUUCAGGAUUAUCAACCGCUGUCGGUCCUAUAUCCCUGGCUACGGUUGCUUGCCUCGCUCUUUCCCACCCAUGCUUCCCUGAUGAGUAUCGGCACAUCGGCCGAGGGUCGCGACAUCCCUGCGCUACGUAUUGGGGCGCAGGUGGACGAUAGCUCGACAGACUCGCAUGCAUCCAGGCAUACUCUGCUAAUAGUCGGCGGCAGCCAUGCUCGCGAGUGGAUCUCGGUGUCUACAGUGGCCUAUAUUGCUUACAGCCUCGUCACCCGAUAUGGCCACCCCCAGUUUCCGGAAGUCACUAAAAUCCUGAAUCAUUUCGACCUCAUUCUCGUUCCCGUGCUGAAUCCUGAUGGAUAUGAGUAUACUUGGACGACCGACAGGCUGUGGCGCAAGAAUCGACAAGCGACUUCCAUACCGUUCUGCCCCGGUAUCGAUCUUGACCGUGCCUUUCGAUUUGGUUGGGACGGUUAUGGUAACACAGACAACGCUUGCAGUGACGACUAUGCCGGUCCUGGACCAUUGACUGCAGUUGAAGCUCAAACACUCACGGAAUGGGCUCAAAACCUGACAAGGAACAACAAUGUGACGUUUAUGUCGUAUCUCGACUUUCACUCAUACUCUCAGGAAGUGCUCUACCCGUACAGCUACACGUGUGAGACGGAUCCACCGAAUCUGGAAGAUCUGGAAGAAGUUGCUCUCGGGAUCGCGAAGUCGCUCCGAUUGACCAACGGACACUAUUAUGGAGUCGAAAGCGCUUGUCAAGGUAGCAUGGUCUUCCAGGACCGCGCGCAAAAGGCUCGAUUUCAGAUAGAGCCACAGGGCGGCUCAGCGUUGGACUUCUUCUACCAUGAUCUGGACGUGAAGCUCGCAUUCCAAAUCAAGCUCAGAGAUACUGGAACAUAUGGCUUCUUGCUGCCCAGGUCUCACAUUCUGCCCACCGGCGAAGAAGCUUAUGAAGGCGUGGUUGGUCUGGGGCGAUGGAUGUUGGGCAAUCACGGCAUUGAGAGGGUCGAGAAUCUGAAUUCCGUCUGGGGAGGUGAAGAUUCGCCCGUGCAGCAGGGGACAGAAACGAUUUACGAGCAUGAAAUGCCAGUUAGCCGUGAGGAAGAGGAUGACGAAUUUGACGAGAAUGAUUUUGAACUAAAUCGGCGGCGGCGGCGUCGGUAA